GGUUUCUAUGACGAAGUGGCCAGCCCUCUACUUUUAGAGGUGGACAUGCACUAUCCUGACAAUGCAGUGGAUUCUCUGACCACCAGCCACUUUAGCUACUUGUUUAAUGGCACAGAGAUUGUUGUGGCUGGCCAUUUAAUUGACGACAACCUUGACAACUUCCUGGUGGAAGUGGUUGGACAGGGGCUCGAAGAAGACUUCAGAGUCCAGGGUCAGGUGAGUGCCGCAGACUGGGAUGUUUUUUACCCAGACGAGGAGUACAUCUUUGGAGAUUUUACCGAGCGGUUGUGGGCCUACCUCACUAUCCAGCAGUUACUGGACAAGAGCAAGAGCGGUACACCAGAUGAGAAAGCCAACACAACAGCCAAGGCCCUGGAUAUGUCCCUGCAGUACAGCUUUGUCACCCCUCUCACAUCCAUGGUUGUUACCAAGCCCGAAACCGAAGACUCGACAAGCAGCCCUCUUAUUGCUGACAAGCUGACUGAAGAGCAAAGACAGCAGGCUGAAAAAAUGACACAUAAUUAUAUACCUGCGCAGCCGCAUCCACGGCAUUACCAGCCAGCACCCACAUAUUUUGUUCAAGAAUAUGAUUAUGAUGAUUCGUCCAUAGAGUCGUAUUCAUGGGAUUACGAUCUAAGAUCGGUUUAUUUUGUCACGGGAAAGGCUGUUGCAUUCCCAGACAUGCCUGUGGUGUGGAGAGUCCUGCUACUGUCUGCUUGUGUCUACAUCAGUCUUCUAGCUCAGACCUAUGGAGCUCUGGUUAUUUCCAGGAGAGAUGCUCUAACACAGGAAACCAAAGAAACCGUGGGCAUCAGGUCGAUGAAGAAAAGAAGUUCAAGCUCUGCAAAUGUGGAAGUGCAAAGCAUUCGAAUCACCUGCACCGUGUCGUCUCGUUUCGCACACACGGUCAUGUCUUCCAAGGUGCUAAACAAGGAGAACUCAUCCCAGGAAAUCUUUUUUGAAGUAGAGUUGCCCAAGAUGGCCUUCAUCACCAACUUUAGCAUGGAAAUUGAUGGUCAGGUGUAUGUUGGAGAGGUGAAGGAGAAAGAGAGCGCCAAGGAGCAGUAUGAGAAGGCUGUUUCUUCUGGGAAGACUGCUGGACUUGUCAAGGCUUCUGGAAGAAAGAUGGAAAAGUUUUCUGUAUCUGUAAACAUUGCUGCCCAGAGCAGCGUGUCUUUCAUUCUGAUCUACGAGGAGCUCCUUCAGAGAACACUGGGCAGUUAUGAGAUCUUGAUCCGAGUCAAAGUAGAACAACCAGUGCAGGAGUUUCAGAUUGAGGCAGACAUCUAUGAGCCUCAAGGCAUUGCUUUUGUUGAGGCUUCUGCAACGUUCCUCACCAAUGAGCUGAUCCCUCUGAUAGAGAAAACUGUCACAGACACAAAGGCACACAUCUCAUUCUCACCAACAGUGGAGCAGCAACAGAAAUGUCCAGGUUGUAAGGGCUCAUUAAUUAAUGGAGAUUUCAUCAUCAAGUAUGAUGUGAAACGAGCAACAAGCCUGGGGGAAGUUCAGGCAGUAAAUGGAUACUUUGUGCACUUCUUU
Haplochromis burtoni (Burton's mouthbrooder) is the source of this 1542-nucleotide messenger RNA. Its product is annotated as inter-alpha-trypsin inhibitor heavy chain H3. Lineage: Eukaryota; Metazoa; Chordata; Actinopteri; Cichliformes; Cichlidae. The record is from RefSeq and is a predicted model, not a curated record.